Messenger RNA from Serendipita indica DSM 11827, 213 nucleotides. The record is from the annotation of a GenBank genome assembly. NCBI's taxonomy places the organism in Eukaryota, Fungi, Basidiomycota, Agaricomycetes, Sebacinales, Serendipitaceae.
AUGUCCGACAAGCUCAGGGAAUUUCUCGAUGUUCCUCAACAAUUUGUUCGUGAGGGCAACCAGUUUAUGACACGCUGCACCAAGCCGUCGCAAAAAGAGUAUAUCCAAAUCUCAAAGGCCGUCGCGAUUGGGUUCGCCAUCAUGGGCUUUAUCGGCUAUUUUGUCAAGCUGAUACAUAUUCCAAUCAACAACAUCCUUGUUGGAGGUGCAUGA